AUGAUCCGUUUGUCUAAGAAACUCGAGAGGGUGAACGCCAAAGACACAGUUGGAUGGAUUGAGGACAACGCUAAACUGUUGAAGGCAGUCAACCACCGUUAUGAAAAGCUCCAUGUGGUCGGCGAUGGGGGAACUGCCAACCGAGGCGUCCUCGUUGUGGGCGAAGACAAAAAUGAGGUCGCGAAGCACUCUGUCUACGAACCCCUGGAGGGUUUGGGCAUCGUUACGGAGUUGAAUCGGCAUGCGCAGGAACUCAAAGAAGUCAAAUGGGGGUGA
Molecule: messenger RNA, 276 nt
Organism: Dibothriocephalus latus
Lineage: Eukaryota; Metazoa; Platyhelminthes; Cestoda; Diphyllobothriidea; Diphyllobothriidae
Source: the annotation of a GenBank genome assembly